This is a messenger RNA of Equus quagga, 942 nucleotides long. RefSeq names its product olfactory receptor 6M1. The record is from RefSeq and is a predicted model, not a curated record. Gene Ontology annotation, cellular component: membrane. The transcript has a single exon. Bases 1 to 942 code for a protein of 313 amino acids. Gene Ontology annotation, biological process: G protein-coupled receptor signaling pathway. NCBI's taxonomy places the organism in Eukaryota, Metazoa, Chordata, Mammalia, Perissodactyla, Equidae. Gene Ontology annotation, molecular function: olfactory receptor activity; G protein-coupled receptor activity.
AUGGGAAAUUGGAGCACAGUGACCGAAUUCACCCUGACUGCCUUCCCAGCUUUCCUGGAGCUUCGGAUACUCCUCUUUGUGGUCCUCCUGUUGACUUACACCUUAACGGCAACAGGAAACAUUAUCAUCCUCUCCCUAAUAUGGACUGAUAACCGCCUUCAAACUCCAAUGUAUUUUUUUCUCAGUAAUUUGUCAUUUUUGGACAUUUUAUUCACAACUACUAUUGUCCCAAAGUUGCUAGCUUGCCUGUUAGAAGAGAAGAAAACCAUACCUUUUGCUGGCUGCAUCAUCCAAGUUUAUUUCUACUUCUUUCUGGGGACAGUGGAAUUUAUCCUCCUGGCAGUGAUGUCCUUUGACCGCUACGUGGCCAUCUGUAACCCCCUGCGCUACACCAUCAUCAUGAACAGCAGGACCUGCCUCCUGCUGGUUCUGGGCUGCUGGCUGGGAGCCUUUCUGUCUGUGUUGGUACCAAUCAUUGUAGUGACAAGGCUACCUUAUUGUAGCAAAGAAAUCAAUCACUUUUUCUGUGGCAUUGCUCCUCUUCUACAAGCGGCCUGUGUAGAUACUCACCUCAUUGAGAAGAUGAACUUUCUCCUAUCUGCCCUCGUCAUCUUGAGUUCCCUAGCGUUCACUACUGGGUCCUACACAUACAUCAUUUCUACCAUUCUGCGUAUCCCGUCAGCCCAAGGCCGUGAAAAAGCUUUUUCUACCUGCGCUUCUCACAUCACUGUCGUCUCCAUCACUUACAGGAGCAACAUCUUUGUGUAUGUGAGACCCAAUCAGAACUAUUCACUGAAUUUUGACAAGAUAGCUGCUAUCCUCAUUACCGUAGUGACCCCUCUUCUGAACCCUUUUAUUUAUAGCUUGAGGAAUGAAAAGGUGAAAGAAGUGUUGAGAGAGGCAAUGGACAGAAUCAUGUCCUUGAUACUAAGGAAAACUUGA